GAAACUCACAGCAGCUAAAAAGGUAAAAUAAAGAGUGGAUAAUUUAUAAGGUUUAACCAACAUGCAGGGACCAAAGUUAAUGACGUUUUUGGUGAAUUAGCGCAGUUACGUCGUCACAGAGGUGUUGCCUCAAGACCAGAUGACCACCUGAACUCUUCGGUGCAUGAUCACGGCUGAGAUGGACCUGGAUCUGAGCAGGUCCAGACAUAAUUUAGGUCUUCCUUUUGAGAUUUCUCCCUCCAGCAUGCUUGCUCAAGGAGCCCAGAAACCUCCAACAUGUCAGACCCUGACCCAGCUGCAGUAGAGGAAAGGACAGCUGCAGGGAGGUGUCCUGGUCCUGCCCGUCCGCCCCUGGCAGAGAAGGCCCUGUCAGAGGCCUUUGCCCGGCUGAGGUACCGUGACACCUCCCUGCUCAUCUGGCAGCAGCAGCAGCAGGACCUGCUGACCGCCCCUCCAUCCAACUACCUGAGCCGCAGCCAAUCAGCCUGGUACAGCAGCUUCGGUAAUCAGGCCGUGGUGGUUCGGAACAAGAGGGACCUGGAGGAUACAGAGGGACGUUCCAGGAUCUGCAGCGUCAUGUGAUCAAAAAAGCAUCAACCUGAAAGGACUGGAAACUGUGACUGAACUCCACUCUGAGAUUUUAAUGCUCCAGCAGCAUCCCAUUAAGAGGUCAACCUUUUCCAACAGAUUUCAUAAAAAGCAGCAUUAUUUGGCUCUUGAUACAUGUAAUCCAGACGUUUUUAAAAGUAAAAGUGAAGCUUUCCCUGCAGUGUGAGUAUCUUGGAGCUAAAGGUAUUUUCCUCUCUAAACUCAGAUGUCUUCAUUUCUGAGUAUUUUCACUACUUCAAAGAAAAAGCAGUUUCAAAGUCAAUCAUAUAAUAAUUCACAGAGCCCACCAAAGCAAUGCCAUCUUGUAUAUAUAUAUUUUUAAACUUUAUAUUUUUACAGAAAAAUGUUAUAUUCUACUCUAUGUUUUCUAAGUUUAAGCAAAAAUGUAUUUUUAGAUUGUUCUUUGAGGGAAACACAAAAUAAGUGGGCUUCGUGUUUUGUGAACAGCUAUUAUAUGGUAGUUCAAACUUAUUUUAACUCCAGUUCUAGUCACAGCUGGGGGAGUAUGGCUUAUGGGCAUUGUGGGCAAUGUAGGAGCUGUAAAAGGUUCCUUUUUAAGUAUUUUUGAUGCAAACAGCAGUGUUAUGGUUUGAUUCCAGAGUCUUUUGUUAACUGCAUCAAUAAACAUCUUUUUUGUGAGACAU
Messenger RNA from Cheilinus undulatus (humphead wrasse), 1253 nucleotides. RefSeq lists its product as uncharacterized. The transcript is spliced from 2 exons. The coding region runs from base 277 to 582 and encodes 101 amino acids. NCBI's taxonomy places the organism in Eukaryota, Metazoa, Chordata, Actinopteri, Labriformes, Labridae. The record is from RefSeq and is a predicted model, not a curated record.